AUUUCUUUUGCAUUCGAAUGCAGACCUAACUCACUAAAAUGAACUCAUCGUGGAUUUCAUUCUUUGAAUUACCUGCCCAACCAGAUCCCUUUAGACAACGGUUUCCUCUUUUGGAUUCGCCAUGGCCUAUCACUUCGAUUAUUGUUGGAUAUCUACUAUUCGUUCUGAAACUGGGCAAAAUUUUUAUGGAACAUCGAAAGCCAUACAAUAUAAAGAAAGUCAUAAUUGCCUAUAAUACCUUUCAGGUGAUCUAUAAUGGGAUUUUAUUUGGAUUUGCUAUAUAUUAUUUGAUCAUCAGGCGGACAUAUGACAAACGCUGCAUGUUACACCUUCCCCUCUAUCAUCCCGAUAAACAAACGGAACGUUUGCUAUCAUAUGCAUAUUUUAUCAACAAGAUAAUCGAUCUUCUCGAUACGGUCUUCUUCGUUCUCCGCAAGAGCUACAAACAGAUUACCACGCUUCAUGUCUAUCAUCAUGUUUUGAUGACUUAUUUCAUGUAUUGGGUUUUCCGAUAUUACGGCUUCGGUGGACAAUACGAUAUGAUGGGACUCUUAAACACUUUCGUUCAUAGCAUCAUGUACUCCUACUAUCUCAUCUCGGUCAUAUAUCCGGAAUUUAGGGGAAAUCUUUGGUGGAAGAAGUAUAUAACCAAAAUGCAACUAUUGCAAUUUGUCCUGUUGCUUUUGCAAGCAUGUCAUGUACUUAUAUUCAAUCCUACUUGCAAAUUUCCACUCUUCCUGCAAUACCUUCAAGUUGUACAAUCUACGACUAUGAUUCUUAUGUUCAGUAACUUUUACUACCAUGCAUACUUGAAGCCAAAGCCUCAGAAACUUCAGAAACAACAGUAAGAUGGAAUGUGAGAGUGAUUUGCAAUUAGAUACCCUGUAGUUAACUUUAAAUCAAUCUAUAAUAUAGAUUCUAUAUACAAUUGAAAAAAUAUAAGUUGGUAAAAUCUUCAUAACAUUUUUACCUGAAUCAAA
Molecule: messenger RNA, 980 nt
Organism: Drosophila innubila
Lineage: Eukaryota; Metazoa; Arthropoda; Insecta; Diptera; Drosophilidae
Product: elongation of very long chain fatty acids protein F-like
Exons: 3
Coding region: 39-848 (269 amino acids)
Biological process (GO): fatty acid elongation, saturated fatty acid; sphingolipid biosynthetic process; fatty acid elongation, monounsaturated fatty acid
Cellular component (GO): endoplasmic reticulum membrane
Molecular function (GO): fatty acid elongase activity
Source: RefSeq, a predicted model, not a curated record